GAUAGAGGCUGUGAAGUAUUACCGUUCCAGAGACGACGCGCGGCAUGACCCUCUAAACCCCAGAAACAGAAAAAGAAAAACAACGCGUCCAAUCUUGCCGUGUUUCCCGUCGCGUGGCUUUCUGAUAUCAUCUUGGCACCAAACACUGCCAUUUAUUGUCGAUUUGCCCUUGAAUAUCAUUAAGAUGACCUGUUACGUACCCCAUUUAAACCCGACUUAUUAUUGCUAACUGCUAGCUAAUAAGGAUUCUGCUACGGGGUACCUAAUUCCGAUAACUACUGCUAUCAUCAACACUCCUACUCUCUUCAGCGGGCAGCCUGCGCAGGGGCUACCUCAGUAUUAUGCCGCGACCAGCAGCAAGAAGAAAUCGUCCGGUAUGGACGGAUAAUGCAAAAUUGGCCGACCAGAAUACGACCAAGGCUAGUGGAGGAAGCCGUGAGGUCGACGAGCGUCUUCGAUCUGAAGCUAGUACCACACACGGUGUCGGAAUUAUUGAUGGCCUGCAAAGCAUUAAUUCAAUAACCACCUAUGCGUCGCCAUCAAAAGAGGAUAAUUGCAGCACCACAGGGUUGGAAAUUAGACGACAGAGGAGAAGCUGGACGCCCAUCGGACAGACGCAAGAGCAAGUAAUCGAAUCCUCUCCUAUGGGUGAACGUCUAGCCACGAGCAGUAGACCGCCUACACGGGCGCGUGGUUACUCGUCGACUAUGUCUCUUGCAGGACGAAGGGGUGACAUGAGCUCAAGGAUCCCUGGAACACCCGCUUUUGAGAGUUCAAUUCUCAGCAAUUUUAGGAAGCGGCCCCGACAGCCUAGUAUUCUUCAAAUGAUGCAAGCGGAUGAUGAAUCUUCUGAUCUGGAUGAUGAUGACUUUCUUGGUGACGUCAGCCCGCAGGACGAAUCAACGCCCUUAGACCGUUCAAAAAGGAACCUAUGGCUGUUCGAGUCUAUUUCAGUCUCGCCUUUGCAGUCAUCACCCUCGAAAACGGAAAAUGAACGGCGGGAAGAGGUAGAGCCCCAUUCACAACUUGCCGUAGCAGGAGACUCUCUAGGCUUCUCACCAGUCUCUGGGAGUCGUCAGAAUAAGUCUUCUGUAUAUGCGGACAUACAUGAAUUCUCGGAACCAUCAGAACCUCUUGGUCGGGCAAGCGCCCCCCCAAUGAGUAGUAGCCCGCCUUGGAGCCCUCUCGAAGAUGUUUCUGCAUUGAGGAUGGGACGCCCACCAAAAUCCACGGUAGAACGCGUGACAGAGUCAAUAACCGAGGUGGCCAAAGAACCAAGCCAACCCGCUGUUCGCCUACCCACUGCAGCACUCCAACAGAGACUGCUUCCUCGACGACGGAGACGGCAACGCAAAUACGUUGAUGCCACAGAUUUUGAGCUUCAGGGCGAUGAAAGUGAAAAUGAUUAUCUUCACUCCGGACUAGAUGACGAUGAACCAAACCAAUUGCCUCCAACAAAGAUAUCAAGGUCGAGAAUAAAUCUUAGGACAAGGCCAGUCCCAUCUACCAAAAGAGCUGGAUUGGCUAAUCAAGGGAACGAAAAGAAGAGUCGAAUGCAAGGUGCUGGUAAUGGAAGGAACAACCAUCUUAGAACAAAGGCCAGUUCAUCCAAGCGGCCCAACCCUGGAGGAAAGGUCACUUACUCUUCACGCUCUCGAGAUUUCGGCGUGGACAAAGAGAACCAGGAAAUAGAUACCUCAUCGCCACUGUCUUCCCCUCUCAACUCCGAUGCUCUUGAUUCUGAUUCAUUCCGUUCCAAUGACACUUCCUCGAAGAAGUUUAUCAGCCAAGAGUUGCAGCUGCAGGCAAUGAAAUUUGCGGAGAUUGAUCAAUGGCAGAUGGAAUUUGAAGAUGUGACUGUACCUGCUAGUCAACCCAGUUCCCUGGAGUAAAGAUCUCUCUGGAGCAUUUCAUACUUUAGAAGCGUCUUGAACUUCCAUUUUGGCCACACCCAACCUGUGUCAUCUAAUGAAUAUGCGCCUUUCUCAGUGCUCGUUGUGCAGCCCCUUCUUGACUUCACUUUUGAUCAUGGGUAUUGUACAAUGUGUCGCUUAUUAGUUGAUUAUUUCACUGUCACCAAUCAACAAUAAUAAGACAGCCCUGGGGUCUAUGUACACCGUAGCACAUACAGCGUAGUAUUUUAAUAAUUCCGAGGCCCAUGCGGUGCAUCCCGCCGCUUAACAAUCCCCCACUUUGAUUC
Messenger RNA from Monascus purpureus, 2200 nucleotides. The record is from the annotation of a GenBank genome assembly. NCBI's taxonomy places the organism in Eukaryota, Fungi, Ascomycota, Eurotiomycetes, Eurotiales, Aspergillaceae.